Molecule: messenger RNA, 2730 nt
Organism: Phytophthora nicotianae INRA-310
Lineage: Eukaryota; Oomycota; Peronosporomycetes; Peronosporales; Peronosporaceae
Exons: 5
Coding region: 658-2292 (544 amino acids)
Biological process (GO): lagging strand elongation; DNA recombination; DNA repair
Cellular component (GO): nucleus; mitochondrion
Molecular function (GO): ATP binding; DNA binding; DNA ligase (ATP) activity
Source: RefSeq, a predicted model, not a curated record
CACCAAUCCAUUUAUUUCAACCGAUAAUGAUGGUGGUGCCGCGAAGUGGAAGAUUCCACACGAGGCUGUAUACCCAAGUCUACAGACCUCUUCGUCCUCUCAUACGCAGCGUGUCCUCUUCCAUGACAUCUAUUCUAUAUGCAGUGCCAACUGCUGCCUCUAUCGCUUCCUAUAGCACUCACAAUCCUGGAUCAUUCGAGACCCUUGCUCGCACUUUCUCCGCCAUCGAAGUGAGCUUUAUCGCGUUUGGCUGAGCCCCAUCUGCCUAUCUAACGCUUUAACUCUCUGCUCCAGGAGGUGAAGAACUCGCGAGUCUCUGGUGUUCAGCUAUUGGCCGACGGAUAUCGGCAUUUAUUGGCCACUCCGACGCCUCAAGAGCUGGCCAGCGCAUUAUACCUCACAUCGUCACAACUGGCGCCGCCCUACGAGGGAGUAGAGCUCCGUUUCGGAGCAAAGAGCUUCGUCCGGUUCUUGAAGCAAUUGGAGACGGAGCAGGACGGAGAUUUAGACUCGAGACAAACGCUCGAGAAGCUGCUGGCCACAUAUCCAGACUACGGACAGGCCACGCAGGCUCUACUGGAAAGCAGACGCGUUGAAGUGCCGGCGAGCGAACAGAGUGGAGAGCCACUGAGUAUCCAGUCGGUUCAUGAGCAGUUAAUGGCUAUUGCAACGGACGAAGGAGCUGGUGGAGUCACGAGAAAGCAACAACUCGCACUGAAACUACUCCAGCAAUGCAGAUGCUCUGAGGAGCGGAUUUUUCUCGUUCGUAUGCUGGCGCAUCAAAAUCUGCGCAUUGGAAUGGGAGAAAAGUCAAUUCUGUCGGCUCUUGCAAUGGCUAGUAUUCCGUCGACUGGUGAAGAUCCAGCAUCAGAAUUGGAGAAGCAAUGGAUCGACUGCGUUACGCUUGCCUACGCUCAGCAUCCCAAUUACGGCGUGCUGGCCGAGUUAGUGCAUGCGAGUCAACAGGAAAAAGACAUUGCUCGACGGAUUACAUGGCUACACGAUGAAGCCCGACCGACGACGGGUGUACCAGUGCUGACAAUGUCUGCUUAUCCAGUGUCCAGUGUCGCGGCGGUGCUGGAUCGAGUGGGCAAGUCGACGAGCCGCACCGCCACAUGCGAAUACAAAUACGAUGGCGCACGCGUCCAAGUGCAUUUGUCACUGUCAGGCAGCAACUGCAGCGUACGCACUAUCGGGCGGAUCUUCAGUCGCAAUAUGGAAGACGUCACAGAGAGAUAUUCGUCGCUCUUGGGCAUCCUGGAGAAACGUGUGACAGCUCGCAAUGCAACAACACCAAUCUCACCCUCUGUGACCUCGUUUAUAGUGGAGGGAGAAGUGGUUGCGUUGGACCGCGAAACAGGCUCGUUCCUCCCGUUUCAAGUGCUGCAGACGAAAACUACGACCGAGUUUUGUUUGUUUCUCUUCGAUCUGCUUGCUAUCGAUGACAAGAACCUUCUACAUAAACCGCUUCGCAAACGACGAGCCUUGCUACAAAUUCUGAUUGAGGAGGAGCCUGGAUACGUCGAGUUUGUGAAGCAUGUCGACAUCAGUUUGACAUCCAAUAAUGCGAUGUCUACGUAUAGUGAAGAUGAUAAAGAAGCUGCAGUUGUUCGCAACUGUCUUGAACAAGCUGUGGCAAGCGGCUGCGAAGGUUUAAUGAUCAAGGCACUGGAUGACGAAGAGUCUGAGUAUAAAGCUGGCAGACGAUCAUACUCGUGGAUGAAGCUCAAACACGAUUACUUGUCGGAUGAAUCGACCACAAGGACUUCAUCGAAAAAGAAGUCAACUGCGAGCGCUAGUGGAAAUGGCAACUUCCUCGCAGACACGCUGGAUCUGGUCCCUAUCGGUGCGUUUUACGGUAAAGGUCGGCGUGCGGGAGUGUUCGGAUCUUUUCUCAUGGCGACGUACAACUCAGUCAGCGGCAAAUUCGAGACGAUCGGAAAGGUUGGCACGGGAUUCUCGGAUGCCCAACUAUCUGAGGUAGCAGCACGUCUUCAGAACCAAGCCCUGCCCGAGACAGAUCAAGUGCCAGAACAGUACCAAUGCAUUGCGAUUCGAAGUCGCCAUCCUGAUGUUUGGCUCGCACCGGAGGAAGUUUGGGAGAUCAAAGCCACGCAACUGACAGAAUCCCCAUCAUACGCUUGCGGUGCUGGCAUAGCAACCACGCCUCGAAAAGGUCUAGCACUUCGAUUUCCGCGCUUCAUUCGCUAUCGACCUGACAAGAAACCUCUGCAAGCAACAGACAGUGAACAAGCCCAGCAACUCUUCCAACAGCAACAGAUUCCACACUAGACGGUGGAAAAUGGAUAUUUCAUUUAUCCAUAUUUUCAGGAAGUUUUUCUCUGCUGUCAAAUGUAUUAUCGAAGCCAACUGAUGACAGCAAAGCAUUUGCGCCUUAAACAUUCUCAUCUUGGAUGGGCGAGUACUCACGUUGUCUCUGGUAACGCGUGUACAGCGUGACAAGCACAAAGACACCAGCAAAGAGACCAGCGAUGCCAAGACACCACAUGAGAAUCAGAUUGCCGAUGGGAGUGACGAGAGCUUCCUGGCGCUUCACACGUGACGGUCUGGAGGCAGCAAGCAGGUGAGCGGCACCACCAAAAUCGCACGUCGCGCCCUCCUUUCUGUGCGUGUGCCAGUACUCGUUAAACGCCCAGUCACAGCGUUCCUCGAGCGUGUCGAAGCGGUUCUCCAAGCCCGUGCAGUCCACCUUCUUGUCAGGAUUCCCAC